UAGAGUCGCAUUCCCAUGCCCCCUGCCCAUCUGCAGAUAUACAUAUAUACAUAUAUACGUGUGUCUUUUUUAUCAGCUGGCAAGCGGGCGCCCAGCAGUCGUCAUAUCCGUGUAGUUGGCGCUGCCCAUAAAACGUCAUGGAGAUACCAGGCUAGCCGGCAAUCGGUGUCUGGUGGCUCAGUGGUGCAGCGGUGCAGCGGUGCAGUGCGGUGCGGAGUGCCUUGCCCUUUUGGGAAUGUGUUGACGCAGCAGACGGACAGGAGAAAGAAGGUAAACAGCAAACAGCUCAAGUUUUUAGACAACAACAAGUGGAAAUGCAGUCGCUGAGUCGUCGGAUGGAUAUGGGUUUGCCUAAGGAGAAAAGUGUGUAACCAACAGAUUGGCUGACUGAUGGAUGGAUGGACGCAUGGAUGAGCCAAGCAAACAACAACAAUCAACACACACACACACACACACACAUAAGCAGAAAACUAUGCGUUUAUCUAUAGAUAAACAGAUGCAUCCCAGUGCCACGCACAGGGGUUGUGCAGUAGCUCAGAUGGAAUCACACCAGCAGAUACGAAUUACAAAUAUUUUCGGUCAAUUAGCUGCGCAAUAAAAUAAAUAAAUUAAAAAUCAAAAUCUUGUUUUUUGU
Messenger RNA from Drosophila navojoa, 634 nucleotides. RefSeq lists its product as uncharacterized. Lineage: Eukaryota; Metazoa; Arthropoda; Insecta; Diptera; Drosophilidae. The record is from RefSeq and is a predicted model, not a curated record.